Messenger RNA from Suillus subaureus, 882 nucleotides. RefSeq lists its product as uncharacterized. The coding region runs from base 1 to 882 and encodes 293 amino acids. The record is from RefSeq and is a predicted model, not a curated record. Lineage: Eukaryota; Fungi; Basidiomycota; Agaricomycetes; Boletales; Suillaceae. The transcript has 4 exons.
AUGGCUGAAUGUUUUGAAAUCACCAAGGUGGUCAAUGGAUGCAAGGAGAAAACAUAUGGUGUUAGAGAUGAGUAUAGGGUCACUGGACAUGUGGCUAGAAUAAUGCUGGAUAAUAUUGAUAUGAAGCAAAUUGAUGAUGUGAAUGUGCUGGCCCUCAUGGGCAUCAAUGCAAAGGCUCAAUGGGAUAGAGUGGUAGGACAGAUGGAUGCAUGGCAAGGCCAUGAGUCAGAACUGGAGGACUGUCCCCUUGGUUGGACACCUAUAUGGAUGCAACUCAGGACAGCCAUUGCACACUUACCUGCAAUGAUCAUGAGACCAUGGACAUGGUUGCCCAAAUUAUUCAAUGGUCUACUUUCUGUUGGGCAUUUGAUCAUGAUAUUCACAAGGCACAUGUGGCUGAUGCUCAUGCCUGAAUGGUCUACACUAUGGGAGGGAGAUGAGUAUAUCAUGGAGUUUCACAGGAUGAUGAAGUUGAUGGAAGUGGAUCAGCAGGCAGUGCUGAAGCAAGGGUUGUGUGAGGUGUUUUCUGACCUGCAUCUCCCUGCAAGUGGCAUAAGAAUGUGGAUGCAGAAGCAUGAUACCAUAGUAUUCACAACAAAUCCUGCAUUUUACAGGAUUGACUGUGUUGGACAGGGGGUGGAGAGUCAGAGAAAGGCUCCAAAAGCAUGUCGCACAAUGAAGCUGAUCAGGGGAAAGUGUAUCUUUGCAGCUGACCUGAUGGACUCACAACUAUUCAACACUGAUGAGAAUUUAAGAAGGAAAACAGAGAGGCAAAAGUGUUGGGAGAUUCAAAAGAAAAUGACCAUGGUGAAGAGAAACAAGCCAUUUCCAAUGGACACAACAGCAUCUGUGGAGCAAGAUGAGGAAAUGGAUGUUGAUUAG